This is a messenger RNA of Miscanthus lutarioriparius, 3102 nucleotides long. NCBI's taxonomy places the organism in Eukaryota, Viridiplantae, Streptophyta, Magnoliopsida, Poales, Poaceae. The record is from the annotation of a GenBank genome assembly.
AUGGCUGACCCAUUGGACGCGGCCGCCGCCGUCGCGGUAUCCACCAACGACAACAAUGCCGACGACGUCGAGGACCUUUACGCGGACCUCGACGAGCAGGUCGCCGCCGCGCUCGCCGCCGCAGGGGAGAGUGGCGGCUCAAACGCGAGGGAUUCCGACCCGGUCACCGACGGCGAGGGGGAGGUCCCAGAGCCCGACGCGAACGAGGCGGUGGAUUUGGGCGACGGGACUGAGGGCUACAGCAGCAGCGACGAGGAGAGCGAUGAUGGCCUCCGCAUCGUGCUGAACGAGGACACCAGCGCGCCACUGCCGCCGCCCCCUGUGGGGCGCGGCGAGGGAUGCGUGGAUGAGGAUGAGGAGGGGGGUGAUACGGGCAACCGUGUGAAGGGUUCAUCUGUUAACGAUGGCGGCUGGGCAACGGUUGGUGGGCUCCAUUGCAAGGGACUUAUUGAGAAAAUGCUAUUACCUAGCAUGGGGCAUAUCGAUCGAGGUCACCAGCAUGUGUUUCAGCGUGAUUAUAACUUUACCUUGCCAAGAAACGGCACAAUUUUCGACAUAGACAUUGAAGCAUUUCAACAGAAGCCUUGGAGACAGCAAGGGGUGGAUCUUACUGACUACUUCAAUUUUAGUCUGGAUGAAGAAGGCUGGAGAAAAUAUUGGUGUAGCAUGAAACAAUUAAGGUUAGGGGCUAGAUCACUUGUAAAUGAAACAUCAGGAUUGGAGCAGGAAUCAUACAAACUGAAAUCUGUCAAAGCAAUGUCCAAGGUAGCAAAUGAUUCUGGAUCUGAAGGAAGAAAUGGCCUUGGCAAGCCAAAAGGUAGAGCAAUCCAUGUUGAAGGCAGUGCGAGCGAACGUGUUCCUUCAGCAGACUUGUGGCGUCCAAUACAAAGGGAUUCAGAUGUUGUGAUUCAAGUAAACAUGACUCUUUCGCCAUCAAAUCAGCCCACUUCGGAUGACAGCUCAAAGUUAAAUCACAAUGGUGUGGCUACUGAAAGGGUGGCUGAUAAGGAAGUUCAUGAUGGAGGUUCCUCAGAGGGUGUUGGGAGCAAACUUGAUAGAAGAGAUUCUUAUUUUGCAAGGGAUCAAUCUCGUAGUCCUGAUUAUUCUGAUACGCUUUCUGGAGAAUCAAAAGAAAAUCUCUAUUUUAAGAGAUCCAAUAGACAUUCAGAUUUCAGGGACUUCUUUGAAGACACCAAACUUCAGGAUGAGCAUGUCAAAUCUGAUUUUAAUUGCUAUUCAAGUAAGUCAGACAGAGAAAAUAGUGAAAGUUGUAGUCAUGGUUAUACCCCUUCCGUCGAUGAUAGAAAGGUGGCAUCUAAACUUUUGUGGAGGGGUGAAGCUCCUUUCGCUGGGCAAGGCAAGUCCGGUGAUCUUUUUGUUGGUUACAAUAGUGAUCGAGACCUUAAAUCUCAACAUAAAACAAGAAAAGGACAGAGGAGACAGAGUUUAGAUGACGGAAGGAAUGCUGUAUUUGUUGAAAAAGAAAAACUAACAGAUAGCUAUCCUAGUAGGUACGGUAGGGAGUAUGAGAAGAGAAGAUCUAGCUCAUCUUCCCUGAGGACCAACUAUCACAAUUCAGUUUGCAAUCAAUCUUAUGAGCAACGGUAUUCACCUCUUGAAAGAAUAGCGCUGAAAAACAACGACCGUUACUUUAGCGAUGAGUCUAAUUACCACCAUAGGCAAUCUUUGUCAUGUGACAUCAGUGGAGAAGAUGAUGAGCGCUUCUCUUCAGCCAAUGAGUGGCAGCGAGAUCAUGAUCAUAUAUACCAUUCACUGGUAAAUACUGAUAUGCCUGAUGCUGAUGAUGGACGAAUGUACAGAGAAAGGUAUAGUCAGGAAAAGAGAAGAGCCAUCCAUGACCGCAGCGUGGAUGCUGAAUUUUCCUGUUACACUGACUACAGAUUUUGCGAAAGGCAGAAUCCUGAGGUAAGAGGCAGAUACAGAGACAAAGGAAGAUUUGCCAAAAGCAAUGAUGGGCAUUUCAGACAUGCUAACCAUCUUGAGUUGUAUCCUGGCCUCAAUAAUUCUGAGGGGGACAGGCCUGCUACUGGCUUCCCUUCUAUGAGCUCAAGAAACAGAUGCAUCAAUAACAAAAAAGUCCGCAAUGCUAAGAUGGCACAAAAUAAUUGUCAUGGGUAUCAUCAAAAGAACAAGCAGCAUGAUUCAUCAUUUUGUAUUGGCAACAUUCCUCGAUCUGCUUUGCAAACUGAUACUUAUGCUGAAACAGGCCAUUUUGUUCUGCCAAUUAAGAGGAAGCUUCAUUCUGAUCUGGGUCCCGUGGACCAAAAAACUCUUGCUGAUUUGCCACUUCUGAAAGGAAGAAGAUUGAUGCAUGGCCAAUCCAUUGUCAGUGAUAGGAUGAUUUAUGCUUUGAUGCUGCAUAAGUCGACAGAGAAAAUUAAUACAGAAGCCAUUUGUAGUUCCAGUGAUAUGAGAAAUAGUAAUACUUCAAACAUUUUUAUUGGGAGAAGACAUGAGCUGGAUAAUGCUGAUAACAUCCACUUGAAUGAUAGAAAAAUAAAGUUUGAGAGGCAAGGCAAUGAGUUAAGACGUGUAAUUGAAAAUAACCAAAAGGGACCUCAUCCUGUGGAUAAGGAUUUGCAUGCUUCCAGACAUAAGCAUGUACAUCAGAAACCGCGGAAACAGAAUAUGGGUCACCGUCACUCGGGCAAUCAAAAUUUGGAUAAAUCAGCAGACCAAAAGUGGCUAAAUGAAGAUGUGGAGGUCGAGGAGGGAGAAUUGAUUGAAGAGGACCAUCAUGAUAUCAUUUCUAAAAGCAAGCUUAAGCCAAGAAAUGCUGUACUGAAAUCAGUUAUUGAAACAAGUUCAGCAGAGCAGUUACAGGUGAAUAAUACAACGUCGAAAGAUGCUGCCUGCAACAACAGAGCUACAAGAGAAUGUGAUGAGAAACACAUUCUUGAGGUAAUGGAGAAGAUGCAAAAAAGGAGGGAAAGGUUCAAAGAGGCUAUUGCACCAAAAAAAGAGGAUGGUGACAAGGAAGACCUAUCGGCUUUAGCAUGCAGUACAGAUUAUAUCCAGAAUCAGCGGCCUGCUAGGAAACGGCGGUGGGGUGGUAAUAGUUGGAUGCUGGAAAUGCCUUGA